Cladocopium goreaui is the source of this 306-nucleotide messenger RNA. NCBI's taxonomy places the organism in Eukaryota, Dinophyceae, Suessiales, Symbiodiniaceae. The record is from the annotation of a GenBank genome assembly.
AUGGCCGUGGAGCUGAAGGCAAAGAUGCCAAAGGUCUCCAAAGGUGCCAAAGAUGGUAAAGAUAGUAAAGAUGGCAAAGGCAAACCCAAAGGACCAAGCACAAAAGAGCGCCAAAGUUUCUUCCAGGACGCUAAAGGAGAUUACGAACAAGCCAAAACGAUCUGUGUUCGAGGUGGACACAAGAAACUCAAGGCUGAACCAGAGCAGUUCUCCACUGGGAGGAAUGGUUUCAUGGCGAGCAACAAGGCGGUGGUCGAUGUUGGUCCAGUACCGCUGACAUUGCCGAGCAGCCCAAUCUGCCUGUGA